UUGGCUGCUGCUUGCCUCUUGGCUGCUGCUGGCUUCUGCACUGCUGCUGCUAGCCUCUUGGCUGCUGCUGGCCUCUGCACUGCUGCUACUGGCUUCUUGGCUGCUGCUUGCCUCUGCACUGCUGCUAGCUUCUUGGCUGCUGCUUGCUUCUGCACUGCUGCUUGCCUCUGCACUACUGCUGCUAGCCUCUUGGCUGCUGCUGGCCUCUGCACUGCUGCUGGCUUCUUGGCUGCUGCUGGCCUCUGCACUGCUGCCGGCUUCUGCACUGCU
Messenger RNA from Trypanosoma theileri, 270 nucleotides. RefSeq lists its product as uncharacterized. The record is from RefSeq and is a predicted model, not a curated record. The transcript has a single exon. Lineage: Eukaryota; Euglenozoa; Kinetoplastea; Trypanosomatida; Trypanosomatidae. The annotation marks the transcript as partial.